UUCCUAUUGGCCAUCCUCUCUCGAGGGGCGGGGCCGGGCACACGUGUUUUUUUAAAGUCCGUCACUUCAACCACAACUAUCUUCCUCAGUGCGGACGGAGAGGGUUAUGGCACAAUCUACCGCGCCAGAGCUGAAAGCCGGAAAAGGAAACAAGAGAAGCAAAAGAGUCAAGAGAAGGAGCUGGGCAGAUUUGGCGCAAACUGGAUUUAUCAUCACAAGGGAAAAGCUGAUUUUGCGCAGUAAGCGCCAACAGCAGUUUUUGUCCCGGAUGAGGUUCAAAUCGAGCAUCAGCGAGGACUGAGCUGCCCUCACCCAGAGAAGCACAGGCCCCCGCGUCCCGGUUCCCAGCAGGACUGAGUCCUGCUCGCCAACAUUUUUCUGCUUGAGCUUGUCCCCCCGUAGCAUUCAAAACUGUUUCUCCAACGCUUCUAUCAAAAACUUAGACUGUUUUCCAAAGCAGAAGCGGCCCAGCCCCCCCCGCUGGAAGUGAUGGGGAGUGUGCGGAGCCACCGUUACAGCAUCGUGUCCUCUGAGGAAGACGGCAUGAAGCUGGCGGCCAUCGCUGUCCCAAACGGCUACGGCAAUGGCGACGUCAACAAAGGGCACGCGGGGCACCAACAUCAAAGCCGCUUUGUCAGGAAGGACGGCCACUGCAACGUGCAGUUUAUCAAUAUGAGCGAGAAGAGCCAGCGCUACCUGGCAGAUAUCUUCACCACCUGCGUGGACAUCCGCUGGCGCUGGAUGGUGCUCAUAUUCUGCCUGUCCUUCCUGCUGUCCUGGCUGUUUUUUGGAUUAGUCUUCUGGCUGGUGGCGCUUUUUUACGGGGACUUAGAGAAUGAAACUCAGAUGUGCGUUUCCAACGUGGACAGCUUCACCGCUGCGUUCCUGUUCUCGGUUGAGACCCAAACCACGAUCGGCUACGGCUACCGCUACGUGACGGAAAAAUGCCCCAUCGCAGUUUUCAUGGUGGUUUUCCAAAGCAUCGUCGGCUGCAUCAUUGAUGCUUUUAUCAUCGGUGCCGUUAUGGCAAAGAUGGCAAAGCCCAAAAAGAGGAACGAGACGCUGGUGUUUAGCCACUAUGCCACCGUGGCCAUGAGAGACGGGAAGCUGUGCCUGAUGUGGCGAGUUGGGAACUUGAGGAAGAGCCACCUGGUGGAGGCCCACGUUCGGGCACAGCUCCUUAAGUCGCGCACAACAGCAGAGGGAGAGUUCAUCCCCUUGGAUCAGGUGGACAUUGACGUGGGCUUUGACAGCGGCAUCGACAGAAUCUUCCUGGUGUCUCCGAUCACCAUCGUCCACGAGAUUGAUGAGGACAGCCCUUUCUACGAGAUGAACAAACAGGAUUUGGAGACGUCAGACUUUGAGAUUGUGGUGAUUCUGGAGGGGAUGGUGGAGGCCACCGCGAUGACGACUCAGUGUCGGAGCUCCUACGUGGCCGGUGAGAUCCUCUGGGGCCACCGCUUUGAGCCAGUGCUCUUUGAAGAAAAGAACUACUACAAAGUGGACUACUCUCGCUUCGACAACACCUACGAGGUGCCCAGCACGCCCAGCUGUAGCGCCAGGGAGCUGGCGGAGAAGAAGUCCGCCGCUUCCAGCAUGAGGAACUCCUUUUGUUACGAGAACGAGGUGGCUCUGGAAAAAGUGGAAAUGGAGGAGGAGUUUGAGGAGGAGGAGAACAGACUGAUGAGGGACUCGGAGGUUUGUGCACUUGGGGACACAGGCACAGAUCUGGGAUCAGAUGCUGAGUGCAACCUGGAUUCUCUGCCUUCAGAAUCAAGGCCUUUGACAGCAGAAUCACAAAUAUAACUGCAGGUGUGAGUGCAGGUUGCAAUGGCGUUUGCUUUAACUUUGAUCCUGUGUUUUUAAAUCAUGCAUGACAAUCUGUAGACUGUGAUUUGAGUGUGAAAUUCAGCUUAAAGAAGCUCACAAGACACCAGUGAAAUAUAAACUUUAGUCUUUUUAAAGGAAAGUUUAAGCCUGUCUUGAGCCUGGUGGAUUGAGUGAGUUACAUGUCAUCAUGUACAUAGAGCUCAGUCUGAUCCUGAGGAUAUGGCCUAACAGGAUUAUAUUUUAAUAUUUAAGUUUGUUAGCCAGUUGAAUUCAGGAUUAAAAUAAACUUGCUCCUUGUUUGCACUUUCUGGAUUAUGAAUCCUAGAUUUUUUUUAUAAAGAAUAAAUGUCACAUGAAGUUGUGACAGCUAAAAGAAAGAAAUGGCGAUCUAAAUUUAUGACUUUUUAAUCAUAUUUAGCAUAAAAUGAUUUAAAGUCAGAGCACCAGCACAAAAGCAUGGUAUCAUUUGUUAACGAGCUGGCCUCUUAGCAAAGUCUCUUCAGUCUUUUUAACUGUGUUGGCGUGACAAAGAACAAUUUUGAGUUGCACAAAUACACUAAGCUCCUCAACCUAUCAUCCUGUCUGUGUGCAGAAUCUUUUGCAAUGUGUGCCUUAACAAAAGUCUCAGCUCCUGUGCAGGCGCUCUGGUGGUUAGGCUUUUGAGCACACCCUGCAUUAGAUCUCACAGAAAGCAGAAGCAAUAAGUUGUGACUCACUGUGCAGGUUGCUGCCGCCUCUUGCAGGUUUUUAUGUGCAAUACUGUCCAGCGGAGAGAGAACAGAGGAGGCUCUACUGUGAGCUACGGCUAUGAAUGUUGAUGAAAAGUGCUGCUAAGUUACAUAUUGUGCGGUUAGACCGAGCCAAAAUGUAUUAUUUGUCUCUUUUUUUCUUCCCAUUUUCUUGAGAGUGCACGUGCAUUCUCUAGUAUUAUUUCUAGCUAUAUAGAAGCAUGAUGCUGUAAAGUGUGUUUUCCGACGCUUCAGAGCACUUUCUUCCUUCUCCACAUGAUGACCAGAAGCUGUUUUAUUAAUCAAGCCAGAUGUAUAAAUCUAUAUUACUAUUAUCUUUUAGCUUAAAUAAAGCCUAAUUUUGUUUGUUUCUGGAUGUUAAAACUGAGUUCACUAAACUAAGUUUUACAUGGGUUCAUUUGCGCUGUUUGCAAAUAAAACCAGUACGAUUAAUCACACAUAAUUGCAGAUUCAUAGCCAGAUUCAGUGCAGAUAAUGGCUGAAAACUCGGUGGCUCUUCAAAUGCAUCUUUCUGUAGGUAUCAGUGUUCAUAGAAUGCAAAUGGAUGCAUUUUAGUAAACUCACUCAGCUCACUAAUCCUAGUCUGGUGGGAUUAUUACAGCCCUACAGAACCCUGGACGUGACAUUAAAUAAAUAAAAGUUCCCUUAAAAUAACAAUUUAUAUGCAAAAAUUGUUGCCACAAAUUAGCAGUUUAUUUGCAUUUUCUGUACAUAAAUUAUCAUCCUGUGCACAAGUUAGUAUUUUGAACCCACAAAAUGCUAACUUGAGCUCACAAGAUGCUAAUUUGUGCACAUAACAUGCUAACUUGUGCUUACUAUAUGCUAAUCGGUGCUAACUUGUGUUCACAAAACACUAAUGUGUCGACUCAAAAUGCUAAUUUAUGCUCACAAGAUAACAAUUUGUGCACACAAAAUGCUAACUUGUGCACACAAGCUACUAAUUUGUGCACAGAAAACAGCAAACUUUGUGUAAACAAAAGGCUAACUUGUGUGCACAAAACAUGAAUAAAAUGCUAAUUUGUGGCCACAAAACAGCAAUUUGUGCACACAGAAUACUCAUUUGUGCGCUAAAAUGCUAAUUUGAGGGAACAUUUUCAAUGUCGCGUCCAGGGCUCGGUACAAACAGCUUUCUUUUUAUAAAUUAAAGCUCAUAAAUGCUCAUUACUAUUUCAGCUACGACCAGAAUCCACAAACGGAUGGGACGCACUUUGCUUCAGUCUUACUCAACAGUUAGCUUUACCUUAAGGCAGUGGAUACCAGAUCUCUGUUCUGUUGUAGGUUUUUAUUUUUCUACUGCUGUCCUCCCAACCUCCCGAAAGACCCGGACUGUACAGUUUUUUUUUUAUUUUGCAAGAACUGUAUAGAAAUGCUGCAGUUGUUGAAAACUGUUUGUCCUCUUUUUAAUAAAAC
Molecule: messenger RNA, 3989 nt
Organism: Oryzias melastigma (Indian medaka)
Lineage: Eukaryota; Metazoa; Chordata; Actinopteri; Beloniformes; Adrianichthyidae
Product: inward rectifier potassium channel 2
Exons: 2
Coding region: 490-1806 (438 amino acids)
Biological process (GO): potassium ion import across plasma membrane; regulation of monoatomic ion transmembrane transport
Cellular component (GO): plasma membrane
Molecular function (GO): inward rectifier potassium channel activity
Source: RefSeq, a predicted model, not a curated record